AUGUCAUGUCAACAACAACGACAAAAUAGGGGCGCCCGGGAUUUUCCCUUCACCUCACAGCACGUCGUCACAGUUGGUCACUGUAAAUGGCCAGCAUGUGGCAGAGUCAUGUCCUGCAGGGACGUCCACAGCAUAAUCCCUGGAAACUGUGGACGUGUUAUUUUACAUGGCAAAGGGAUUUCAGGUCCCAGAGUUUCACAGAGUUUUUGGACCCAUUCCAGAGAGUCAUCCAGCCAGAAGAGAUCUGGCUCUACAAAAAUCCUUUGGUGCAGUCCGACAACAUACCUACCCGCCUCAUGUUUGCAAUUUCUUUCCUCACACCCCUGGCUGUUAUUUGUGUGGUGAAAAUUAUCCGGCGAACAGACAAGACUGAAAUUAAGGAAGCCUUCUUAGCGGUGUCCUUGGCUCUUGCUCUGAAUGGAGUCUGCACAAACACUAUUAAGUUAAUAGUGGGAAGACCUCGCCCCGAUUUCUUUUACCGCUGCUUUCCAGAUGGAGUGAUGAACUCGGAAAUGCACUGCACGGGUGACCCUGACCUGGUGUCCGAGGGCCGCAAAAGCUUCCCCAGCAUCCAUUCCUCCUUUGCCUUUUCUGGCCUUGGCUUCACGACGUUCUACUUGGCUGGCAAGCUGCACUGCUUCACCGAGAGUGGGCGGGGGAAGAGCUGGCGGCUCUGUGCUGCCAUCUUGCCCCUGUACUGCGCCAUGAUGAUUGCCCUGUCCCGUAUGUGUGACUACAAGCAUCACUGGCAAGCUCCACUCCAAACAGACAAGCCUGUUGUUUUAUUAAGUGAAGAAGAUGGAGGGCACAGGCCAGGGCAGGAAGAGGCCUGUGAAACAUUUAGCAGGACUUGUGCAGAAAUAAAGCCAGAUGGAUGGGUCCUGAGGCCGUACAUGGCUGAGAGUCUCCAUGUCUUUAUGAUAUGCCACCUUUCAGGUCAUGUGGAAGCUAUAGGGUUUCAUGGGUGAUGCUAACUGCCAAGCCCAGCACCCCAAAAAGAGGUUGACCUUUGUGAUUAGCCACGUGUUUUCAAGAGUUAAAACUUACUGAACUCCCCUGCUGAGAAAAACGUGUGGAGAAAAAUGUAGAGAAAGGACAGAGAUUCUUACUGAACUCACUUCUGCCUCAACUCAUAGGCUUGUGGGUUUAUGAUUUCUAGUCCGUGAGAAAUCACAGGAGUGGCAGGAAGGUAUUGUUUGCUAUAUGAGUGGACAUAAUCGUGAGCUCACUCUGCCCCUCAAAUUCCUGUAUCUGGAUCUAGGAUUUCCUCAUGCGACUCCUCAUUUGGGAGUAAUCUUCCAACUGACACUGUUUUCUAUAAUCAUAAUGUCAUUUAAGUGGCCCUGGGUGCUUGAGUGGUGUUUCACUCUAAGAAAGAGCAUCCCCUCUGAAUGUAAUACAGAAAAGUGGGUCUCAAGGGAGGAAACGGUCCUUCGUUCCCACCCAGCCCGAGGUUAGCAAGCAUCCGUGGCCAUCACAGAUGCCAUAUUUGGCCGGGCUGAAGUGUUCGGGAGCUGCCACUGCCUUCCCCAUGUUUCCCUGGCUGGGCUGUGAAGGGUUUGUGAUUUGAAAUGAAUUUUUGUGUAGUUACCAGACUUCAGGAGAUGAUCAGCCCUGCAGAUGAGGUGGUUGGGAAGAGCCAGGAAGAGGCUGCUACCCCUUCCCUGCUAAACACACACACACACACACACACACACAUACAGUUGAGGGAUAUACUCUGUUGACCAGGUGUUUCCCUGCUCUGUCAGAAGCAGUCUCUAG
Messenger RNA from Lutra lutra (Eurasian river otter), 1761 nucleotides. RefSeq names its product phospholipid phosphatase 4 (gene PLPP4). NCBI's taxonomy places the organism in Eukaryota, Metazoa, Chordata, Mammalia, Carnivora, Mustelidae. Gene Ontology annotation, biological process: phospholipid metabolic process. The transcript is spliced from 7 exons. Gene Ontology annotation, molecular function: phosphatidate phosphatase activity. The record is from RefSeq and is a predicted model, not a curated record. The coding region runs from base 87 to 968 and encodes 293 amino acids.